UACUCGAUCUAUUCUUGUCUACCACCCCGAUCCAGGGUGUUUGCGAGACCAUACAUUUGGAUAUCAGUGACCACUCUGCAAUACUUGCCAGGCUGCCAAUUUCAGCAAGUCACCACUUGAAGGGACAGCAUCUGCGCAAGACUCGCUGUUUGCACAAAGUGGAUUGGAAUAUGUUUACAUGUGACCUGGAGAAGACGCUAACUACCUGUGACUCUGUCUGUGUGGAUGUGCUUGCGUCGUCACUCACUGCGGGAAUCCAGACCACUCUAGACAAACAUGCUCCACUUCGGGAACGGCGCCGCAAAUCUCGACGUCCUUGCCCCUGGAUUACAGAUGAGUUAGUGGCAAGUGUUCGUGAACGGAACCGGGCGCAUCGUCUCUGGCUCCGAGACAAAACCGAUCAGAACCUUCAAGAAGCACACCGAUCAGCUCGCUCCAAAGCACGGAAGUUGGACAGGAGUCUGCGCAACUUGUACUUCACUAAGAGAUGUGAUACAUCAGAUCAACGGCAACUUUGGGCUGUCAUGAACGAUAUCACAGGCCGACAGAAGACACGGAAAGAACCUGAAGCGCCGCUUGAGUCACUCAGUAAAUUGUUUGGAGACAUUGUGCAUGACCCUAUGCGGCCACCUGAGCUGCAUAUACCACAUGGUCCAGCCUCUGCAUCUAGCUUCUCAACAUUUCAGCCGGAGUUCGCGGACGACAUCAUCCUAGAUUAUUCUGAUUCAGAUCUGGACACUGUUUGCAAGACGUUGACUACGGCUGUGACACGUCUGUCUGACUGGCUCUCCGAAAUUGGGCUUCUGCUGAAUACCGGCAAAACCCAAGUCAUGGUAAUUCAACCUCGGGGACUCACUGGCGACAUACCAGUCGUGAAAUGUAAGGAUCAAGCCUUAACUGUUACCUCCACUGCCAAAUACCUUGGCGUAACCAUUGAUGACCAGCUAUCCUGGCAGCCCCAUGUCUCCAGUGUUGUGCAGAAGGCGUCAGUCGCCAUCAGCCAGCUAUGGCGCCAUGGGCGAUCUCUGCCCAUAAGAGCCCGCAGACUUUGGUACAUUGGCAUUGUGCAAGCACGACUAACAUACGCAUCCAAUGCAUUCUUCCCGUCGCUGAUACAGCAGCUGCAGAGUCGUUUAAUCAAAUCCAGCAAAUCCGGAAUUCGUGCAAUUUUCCGACUCUCCAGCCGUGCAUCCACAGCCCCCCUCCUCGUGCGCUUAUCUAUUCGAUCCCUAACUCACAUUUUUAACUACAAGGUUUUAUUUUUUGUUUUCCGUUGCCUACAUGAUCUUGCAAGUCCUCUUUUCUGCACCUACUUUCAGUUGAUGGCUAACACAGGCCAAGCAUCCCGGGAUGAUCGCCGAAUUACUCGAGGACAGGAGCAGCGGCUACUGCAAGUGCCUUUCCUUCCUGGACCUUCCGGUCGUCAGUCAUUGACAUUUGUGGGAAGCACUCUUUGGAAUUCCCUUCCCAGCGAUAUUCGCCUCCACAGUGCGGCGGUUGCCUUUAAACUGGCUCUGAACAGAAUUAAUAAUUUGUAACCACCUUGCUCGGCAUCCCUACACAUUACUGCAUGUUUUCUCGGUGUUUUCUUCACUGCAUGCUUACACAUACACACACCCAUUUGAAUUAUAUACAAACUUUGUGCUUUGGAAUUAUCAUGAUUGUUAUGAUUCUUUUUAAUAUUUCCUUCUCUCAUAAUAUUAUAUUCGUUCUUAGCAGAAACCGGAGGUUUUUCCUCUGGUGAGAAGGCAGAAUUGCCUGUGCUCUAAACGAA
Molecule: messenger RNA, 1774 nt
Organism: Sycon ciliatum
Lineage: Eukaryota; Metazoa; Porifera; Calcarea; Leucosolenida; Sycettidae
Exons: 2
Coding region: 171-1538 (455 amino acids)
Source: RefSeq, a predicted model, not a curated record